This is a messenger RNA of Drosophila elegans, 4480 nucleotides long. Its product is annotated as protein lingerer. NCBI's taxonomy places the organism in Eukaryota, Metazoa, Arthropoda, Insecta, Diptera, Drosophilidae. Bases 673 to 2223 code for a protein of 516 amino acids. The transcript has 6 exons. The record is from RefSeq and is a predicted model, not a curated record.
CGGACGUCUCUCCUCCAGAAUUGUUCGCUUCCCACAGUUGUGACUUCGAUUCGGUUUCGGCCAGUAGUACCUUUUUAACCAAACAAAAAAAAAAAUAUAAAAAAAAAGAAAUAACAGAAACAAGUUUCGUGGGGAGUUGCUCCCCAACUUCUAGGAGUGGAAAUUUCUUUGCCAUUCGGUUCUAUAGUGUGUGUGUGAAUUGCUCGGAAGAAAUCACAUAAUCCGUGGCAAUGUGUCGCGGUCAUAUACAAAAAUGAAGCGUCUAAUGCAUAUGUGAAAUGAUCAACCGAAGGGCCAUUUAUCAGCAUCCCCGAAGUGUGCUGCACAAAGUGUAAAAAUAAACAAGCAAACCGGCAACUAACAAGCAAACAACAGCAAUAACAAUUUGUCAAGUGCACAGCCACUCCGUAAUACAUAUAAACACCAAAAAAAUCCCAAGCGGUGAAAAUCCAAAAACACGUAGCGCAAAAAACGCUCGCGAUUUAAAACGCCCCAGAGCAGCGAACAAAAGGAUUAUCGCGAUGGCAAGGACCACGGAACUGAAGCUGGCUACGGUGGAGCCCGCGAAAUGAAUUUAUGCCUGGUGCAGUUUUCCAUCGAUUUUCGUCUUGCGCCACAACGGACUGGGGAUGAAACACCAAACACAUAAAACGGAUUUGAUAUUAAAAAAAUAUGCAGAAACAAGAAAAAAGGCGGGAGCUGCGCUUGAAGCGAUUCUGGCGCUCCCCCAAGACGACAUCCUCGGAGGACUCCACCGGCUAUGAGAGUCCAACGAGGACGAAGGCGUCCAGUGCCGGCGGCAGCAGCGAUGCCCAGAGAUUUAACCAUCUGCACUACACCAGCCUGUCGCAGGGAUCGGGCACCUCGUCGUCGGCGGGCGGAGUCACUGCGUCCGGAGCGGGCUCAAUGGCGAUUGGACCGACCGGCAACAACAAGCCCUCCUGCUCGCUGCCACUUUUGCAGGUGUGGCCCAGCCAGCCGCUCCUGCGCCAGGAGGGCUUCGUUCAGUUGCGUCGUAACAGCGGCCCCGAGGGUCAGCGGGAUUCGCCGCGCGGGGAGGCGGAUGGGCAGUCGUUCGUGUUCCCGGCCAUCGUGGAGACGAGCGUCAGCAGUCCAGUGGCCAUCGAGGUGGCCAGUGGCAGUGGCAGCAUCGGCAGCACCCACCUGAGUCUGAAUGCCAGGCGGAGCACGAACCACCUCAGUUUGUCCACGGAUCGGCGGAGUUCCCUGUACUGUGAUACCCUGCACGCCGGCGACUCUGGCAUCGACUCGGUGCAGGCCUCGCCCUCGCCGAACGCCUUCAUUGCGCCGCCGGGGGUGCACCACUUGCCGCUGGGCCAGACGGGCGGCGGAUCCUGCCACGUGUCGCCGACGAGCACGCCCACCCAGGGAUCGCCGAAUUUGUCGCUGGGCAGGAGGGGCAUGCGGAACAGCAUUUGCGUGGUGCCCAGUGGCAAUGGGCGGCGCAAGUCGAGUGCCCUGCUGCAUCCGGAUCAUGCCCGACUCUUUGCCCUGCGUAUGAAACAUGCGGCUGCCCUGGAGCGGGCACAGACCUCGCCGGACCAGACCUCCAUCGAGGAUGCCAACGAGUUCCACGACAACGGACUGGCCACCAAUCUGCGGCUGUGCUCGGCCUCCUCAUCGACGACGUCGUCGCUGACAUCCGUGGCCGCGGUCAGCCUGGGCGGUGCCGGUGGAUUGGGUAGUGGCCACUCGGGGGCAGGUGGGGCCACCACCACCGGCGGCUCGUCCUCCGGUUCCGCCUACGCUGUGGGCGUGGCGGGCGUCCAGCAGCGCGUCUCCGAUCCCUGGCUGCAGCCGCAAUCCGAUCGGGAGCGCGAUAGGGAUAGAGAUCGGGAUAGGGAUAGGGACUCCAGGCACGACGGACGGCGCAGGUCCUCUACCAUGACGGCUCGCUACUCCCUGUUCGAUGCCCUGGACCUGGAGUACGUGCUGUUGAGGGCCGCUGCCCGGGGUUCCGUGGGUCCGUACAGCCUCAGCGAGUCGAUACACAAGCUCACCUUCACCCAGUCGUUGGCAUUUCCGGCUCUGGCCAGGGGUCUGGCCACCAAGCGGAGGCGAUCGGCGACGCACACGAGCUCCCGGCCAUUGAAUCCCCAUGAGUCGGGGCUGAACACCUGCGCCAAGGUGGUCACCGCCGUCGUCCUGGUGGCCCUGUCCUUCAUGGUGUUCCUCAUCGUCUACAAGUUCGUGCGGACGUGAGGUCUGCUCCUGGCCCCGUCGCCAGAGCUCCCAGUCACAUAUCAGGCCAACUACGGAGCGGAGGAGGGAUCGUCCUUGUCGUCCUCCAUCAUCUCAUCGGCGGGCCGCAGUCUGGGCAAGCACAUGUCGGGGUUCAGGAGUAAAUUGGGCCAGCGUCAGGCCGGCGACUUCGAGUGAUUCUUAAAGAAAGCAUUGAAACAGGCAUUGAGAAAACUGGUCGGCAACAUUUGCACUACCUCAAAUGGUCUUGAUAUAAUUUUUUCCAUUCAAACAAAACACUCUAUAAGAAAAUUGGCAUUUUUAAAGCGAUUGUAAAAAAUGUUUAAAAAAAAAAUGUUUAAUUGAAAAUUUUAAUAAAAUUAUUCUUUGAUUCCACAAUGUACCUUAUUAUCUAAAACUAUAUCCAUUUUUUCUUUUUUAUCGGUAGUCAAAUAUAAAUAAUUUAUAGAUAGCCCAUUAAAAACAGCAAGACUUAAAUUUGAAAACAUCCCUAUCAAAACCUUAAAAGUAUUGCAAACAGUUGCUGACCAGUGAAAUUUUGUGAUAAACUAUCAAUGAAAGCAAAUUUUCCACAAAAGAAAACCAAACAAAGACAAAGACACACAAAUGUGUGUAACAAAAAUGUAAGGUAAUGGAAUAACAAAUUAAAGGCUUAAACAUUAGAAAAAACAGCUUCAAGAGGCUUGCCAGAGUUUCAUCAAAUUUAUAAAAUACUUAUGAAUAAUAAUAUUUUUUUAUAAAUAUUAAAAAUCGCUGCUCGCAUUUUCUAGGCUCCUAUUUGGCAAAGAUUUAAGGACAAAAACCCAGAAUCCAGUUUCAUUGUUUGCGGUUGAAGUGCCUAACUAAUUUUAAAAUGAUUACAAAUUGUAUUAAUAAUCUGCUUACUUAUGUUUUCUUCAUAAAAACGAAUUUAGAAAAUGGCAGCAGCUUUGAAAAUAAAACUAUUUAUGCGCUGCAGUAGUCCAGAUAAAUAAUCCUGUAGUUAAACAUUUUUUGAAGGGCAUAUACUAUAUAUUGGUGUUGGGAAUUUGGAGGAUAUGUGCAUCUUCAUUUAAAUAUAAAAAUACAUUUUAUUUUAAUUCUUUUAGGUUAAGAUAUCAUUUUCUGUUUUAUCACAUAUUUUAAUGAAAUUAUGUCAAAGUAUUUCGCUUUUAUGUAUUUUUUUGUACCUUUAAUUUUACAGUUAAUAUUUAAUUUCUUGUAUAAAAUUUUCGGCGCAUGGGAGCUUCUAUGUCAAUUAAAUAUAUCCAACCAAUUUGAUACCUAAUUAUCGUCAUUAACCAAAGCUUUAUUAUUCAUUACCAUUCCUUACAAGCCCCAGAACACCAUUUUAGUGUUGAAUAAUUGGCAUUAGUUCUAGGGUUCUGGAAUAUUGGCAGACGAUUGUAGAACCGACAAACAAGACAAAUUUGUACUGAGUUGUUAGACGACUAGAUGUUGGCGGAAUGAUAUGAUAUAUACGGAAAUCCAGGCAUAUUAAAUAAACAUAUUUAUAGUAGAUAUAUAUAGUUAUACAAGCAAAUAUAUAUGUAUAUGUAUACAUGCAUUAUAUAUAUGUAUAUGGGUGUUUAUAAAUGUAUACCUAAGCGGCUUAAAUGUGACAAAGCACUUGCUGAAAUACCAAUACAAACUCUCUACUCUUAACUUGCUGCCUUACUUUCCUCUAGUGAAAAUAGUUGAGAACAACAAGAAAACAACAAGAUCGAUGAACAAAGUCCCGACUUACAAUUACAAAUUCUUCAUAAAUUGCUGCCUUACGAACUAAAAACCUUUUGAAAGUAACAUCUUUAUCUCUCAGAGCUUUUUUCCUAUUUCCUCUAUGAGCUUGGCCUACCAAUAAACCUUAAAAUAUGAAAAAAAAAACAAAAAUACAAAACAAAAACAGAGACAUUUUAUAUAGAGUAAAAAAAUAUAUACUAAAUGUAAUGUUAAAUAAUUGAUAUUAAUACUAAAGCCGGCUAAAGUAUAAACAUUUGGUUGCAUAAAUAUAAGUUAUUCCUUCCUCUCUUUUUUGCAUAAAUAAUUUCAACAUUUGUCGAUGGCGUUCAUCAAUAUUUAUGCAUAGUUUUACGACAUUCUCUUUUUUGUUACGAUUGGUGUGCAACCAACUAUGGUUAAAUAAAAAAAAAAAUGCAUAUUAAAUGUCACACAAACCGAAAUGAGAAGAAAAUGAAAAUGAAAAUGAAAAACCAACUGUAAUCGUAACUGAAGUAAGUUGAAACGUGCAACAAUAAAAAGGAAGAAAUUUUCAAAUAAA